This is a messenger RNA of Astyanax mexicanus (Mexican tetra), 2261 nucleotides long. RefSeq names its product COPI coat complex subunit zeta 2 (gene copz2). The record is from RefSeq and is a predicted model, not a curated record. NCBI's taxonomy places the organism in Eukaryota, Metazoa, Chordata, Actinopteri, Characiformes, Acestrorhamphidae. The transcript is spliced from 10 exons. Gene Ontology annotation, biological process: retrograde vesicle-mediated transport, Golgi to endoplasmic reticulum; intra-Golgi vesicle-mediated transport; intracellular protein transport. Bases 86 to 655 code for a protein of 189 amino acids. Gene Ontology annotation, cellular component: COPI vesicle coat.
CCCUUCAUGACUCAGAGGCUUUUACAGGAGCAGCAGGAGUGACAGCUCAAAGCUGUCCACGUCAACACUGAGCAGCAGCAGCGCGAUGGAGUCCGGGGCUCUGCAACCAUCUCUGUACACAGUAAAGGCAAUCUUCAUCUUGGAUAAUGAUGGAAACAGACUGCUUUCAAAGUACUAUGAUCCAGAGCUCUACCCCUCUAUGAAGGAGCAGAAGAACUUUGAGAAGAAUGUCUUCAACAAGACACAUAAAACAGAUAAUGAAAUAACCUUCCUGGAGGGCAUGACCAUCGUCUACAAGAGCAGCAUAGACCUGUUCUUCUAUGUGGUGGGCAGCGCACAGGAGAAUGAGCUGAUGUUGAUGGCGGUACUGAACUGUCUGUUUGAGUCACUCAAUCAGAUCCUGAGGAAAAACGUGGAGAGGCGAAGUCUGCUGGAUAAUAUGGACGGAGUCUUUCUGGUGGUGGAUGAGAUUGUUGAUGGAGGGGUGAUCCUGGAGAGCGACCCUCAGCAGGUAGUGGAGAAGGUCAACUUCAAGGCUGAUGACAACCCUCUAUCAGAGCAGAGUGUGGCCCAGCAUAUCACUGAGAAACUGGCUCUCACCACUAAUGUGUUACAAUCUGCAAAGGAGCAAAUCAAGUGGUCAAUACUGAAAUAAUCUCUGUUGCCAAGAGUCUGGAGUUGUAAAUGUUCUGAAGGCAUUGAGGAAAGCAGUUGUAUUUAAGCUAUGCAGCUUUAUGUGUGUUUUUUUAGGCUAAUUAAUUGUGGAAUUUGUUGUUGGUGUAGAUUUUGUUUUGUUUUUAAGCCAUUUAAAAUGAAAUCCUUUGUUAAACAGAAUUCAAUGUUUGGAAACUAAAGAGAAAGCUCACACAAUUUGAGCUUCAGGGCAAUUUAAGUCUGUUAAAAGUUGUGGUCAGUAAAGGCUGAUCUGGUUUGCACUGAAUAUUUUUACCACGCCUGCUUGAAUCUGCCCUAGAUAACAGACUAGAGGUUUAUUCAGCUGUAAAGACUUGUACUCAUGUCUGCAUGGCCUUUGUGUCAAACUCCAUGUAAAAUCCAUGUAUUUAUUAUUUUUAAUUAAGUGUAAUUAGAACUAGGGCCACUUUUGGCUGGUGAUGCAUUUGGUGUAUUUUAAAUCUGAGAUAGAUAAGUGUAAAUGCACUACAAAUUACACUUUGUAGGUUUAACUUUGUACUGACUAUAGCCUAUUUAAAAUUAGAUGCAGUUCAACAAGUGGCAGUGUGUUACACUUUGUUACGUAUAGGCCUAUUAUCAGGCCCUGUCAAAAUGCUACAGCAUAUAAAUGCUACAACACUGCUUCAGCUGAAAUAAAGUCAUGGUAACAGUUUACAAUAAGGUGCAUCAAUUUAACAGAUACGUACUCAAAUAAAUAAUAAUCUGUCUAUCAUUAUUAAACAUUUCUACAUUGUAUUGCUGCUUAGGAAUGUUGUAAGUAAUAAAAUAUUGAGACAAAAUUUAAGACAAAACAUUUUAAUGAUGUAUAAUGUCCUAACUAGUGUCAGUAAAUAAUAAGUUGAGACAUUAUUUCAUAUGCACCCUUAUUGUAAAGUGUUACCACAGUCAUUAAGUCAUUACCAAAGAGGGUAAAUAAAAGCUACCUUGGUUGACUUGGUCAACUGGAGGAUUAAAGAGAACCAGCCUAAUGUUUUUUUUUCCCUGUAGGCUAAUUUAACCCAUUCAUGUUAAACAUAUAUAUAUAAUAUAAUAAAGAAAAAUGCAAGUGAAUUCUUACUAUUCUUAUAGUUAAAUGUUGAGAAUCUAACACACUUAUAAUUAUUUCAUUUAUAAUUACAUGUAAUUUGCACACCCUUGGGAUUUUUUAAAGGAUUUUAUUAAAAAUAAAUACAUAUUAACGUUGCUCCGAGGCAAGAUCCCAUAACAAUUGGAUCAUAUUGUCAAUAUUUGUACAUAAAUGGGUGAAUAAGUUUGUUAGGAAUUUAAGAACUGUACAUUCACACUACAUGAUGCCUCUUGGUCAUAUGUAUUAAUGUAGCCUAUUUCUAAUAAAAAAUGUUAUAUAAACUGACGCAAAUAAUAAUUAUGAGACCCGUAGCCUUACUAUAGUCGCGUUUUACUGCGACACGAGCAGUAAUACGUUCAUAUUAAGACAUUUACCUAAAAUCGUUUUGUUUUAGUGUUGUUUUGCUUCCGUUAAUAAGAAUAAAACAUGUUUGAACUUGUUCCUUUAUGUACGUAAAAGGCAUUACUGUCACUGGAUGUUAAUAAAUAUUAUUUUGGUAUGA